Molecule: messenger RNA, 3782 nt
Organism: Cydia fagiglandana
Lineage: Eukaryota; Metazoa; Arthropoda; Insecta; Lepidoptera; Tortricidae
Gene: CCT2
Product: T-complex protein 1 subunit beta
Exons: 10
Coding region: 114-1724 (536 amino acids)
Biological process (GO): protein folding
Cellular component (GO): cytosol; chaperonin-containing T-complex
Molecular function (GO): ATP binding; ATP hydrolysis activity; ATP-dependent protein folding chaperone
Source: RefSeq, a predicted model, not a curated record
GCCGGAUCGUGAAUAGAUGAAUUGAAACCAAAAAUCACGAGCGAGCAAAAGUAAAUUGUGCCGAGCCGGUGGUUUAUUGUGUUUUUAAGCUUAACCCCACAAAAGAUCUCAAAAUGGUCUCCCUAAACCCCAUCAGAAUAUUGAAAAAUGAAGCUGAAGAAGAGAAAGCUGAGGUGGCUCGUAUGUCCAGUUUCAUCGGAGCUAUUGCAAUUGGCGAUUUGGUAAAGAGUACCCUGGGCCCUAAAGGGAUGGACAAAAUUUUGGUCUCUAUGGGUAGAAAUUCAGGACAGGUUGAAGUCACAAAUGAUGGUGCCACAAUUUUGAAAUCAAUUGGGGUUGACAACCCAGCCGCAAAGAUUUUGGUAGACAUGGCCAAGGUACAAGAUGAUGAAGUGGGUGACGGUACAACAUCAGUCACUGUCUUAGCUGCUGAACUGCUCCGUGAGGCUGAAAAGCUGGUUGAACAGAAGCUGCACCCUCAGACGAUUAUUGCCGGAUGGCGCAUUUCUGUUGACGCUGCCAAGAAAGCUCUUGCAGGAGCCAGCUUUGACCACCAGAAGAACCUCAAUGAUGCUGCUCUCCGUGCUGACCUGGAAAAUAUUGCUCGUACCACAUUAAGCUCCAAGAUUCUCUCAAAUCACAAAGAACAUUUCACAAAACUGGCUGUGGAUGCAGUGCUCCGCCUGAAGGGUUCAGGGAAUCUGAAGGCCAUACAGAUCAUCAAAAUCUCUGGAGGCCUCCUUGAAGAGUCGUUCCUGGAUGAAGGCUUUCUUUUAAACAAAAAGGUGGGAGUGCAUCAACCGAAACGCAUUGAAAACGCCAACAUUUUGAUCGCCAACACUCCCAUGGACACGGACAAGAUUAAGGUGUUCGGUUCGACCAUCAAAGUGGACUCCAUGGCCAAGAUUGCCGAGCUGGAAGUGGCCGAGAAGGAAAAGAUGAAGGAUAAGGUUAACAAGAUCUUGGCACACAAAUGCAAUGUCUUCAUUAACAGACAACUGAUCUACAACUACCCGGAGCAGCUGUUCGCGGACGCGGGAGUGAUGGCCAUAGAGCACGCGGACUUCGACGGCAUCGAGCGGCUGGCGCUCGUCACGGGCGGCGAGAUCGUCUCCACCUUCGACUCGCCCGAAAAAGUCAAGCUUGGGCACUGCAAGGUUAUCGAGCAGGUGUUGAUCGGCGACGAGUGCCUGAUCCGGUUCUCCGGCGUGGAGCUGGGCGCGGCGUGCACGGUGGUGAUCCGCGGCGCCACGCAGCAGGUGAUCGACGAGGCGGAGCGCUCGCUGCACGACGCGCUCUGCGUGCUCGCCGCCACCGUGCGCGAGCCCAAGGUCAUCUACGGCGGAGGCGCUAGCGAGAUGCUGAUGGCGGAGGCGGUGUCCCAGGCGGCGGCGCGCACGCCGGGCAAGGAGGCGGCCGCGGCCGAGGCCUUCGCCGUGGCGCUGCGCCGCCUGCCCGCCGCCGUCGCCGACAACGCCGGCUACGACAGCGCCGACCUCAUCGCGAGGCUGCGCGCCGCGCACGCGCAGGGCGACUCCACCGCCGGCCUAGAUAUGAACAACGGCGUGGUGGGCGACAUGAAGCAGCUGGGCGUGACGGAGUCGUACGUGGUGAAGCGGCAGGUGCUGGAGUCUGCGGCGGAGGCGGCCGAGAUGAUCCUGCGCGUCGACAACAUCCUCAAGGCCGCGCCGCGCCGCCGCCAGCCCGACCACCGCCCCUGCUAGGCCGUACUACUCCACUCUACUACCAUUACAGCUCACUAAGACGGCGCGAAAAGUCGCAUGCUUUUCAUUAUAUUGCGGUUUUUGAUCGAUCGGUUGAAGUGGACUCAACCAACAGUCCGCAAUGUAACUAAAAUCGCAUGCGAUUUCGCGCGCCGUAUAUCAGCCCUAACUCACAACUCACAAGGCCGACGCGUAACUGAGACGGUUCAUCAUUCGAAAUUCAAAAUCACAAAAAGGCUAUACACGAAUGACCACGCGCGAUUAAAUACUAAAAUCGAGUGGCGUUCGCAAGUAGGGCGACAAAUAUUACAUAUCGGUCUUAUAUAAUACAUACCGAACGCACGAAGCAAACGUCCAACUGCGCCGUAAUCGACCACAACAGCUUCUUAUGAACCGUCGGAGUUAAACGUUAGACCUAUAGUAUUAUCUGAAGCUCAUGACAAACGGUUCUAGUCAUUCGAUUCUAUAUUCUAACAUUAUGGUAAAAAAAAAACAAGAAGACGUGGAAUCAAAUGAAUAAAUCCGUCUAUCAGAGUUCCCCAGGUAAUCAUGCUGUAUCGGCGAACUGGUGUGAAGUUAGCGAUAUACGACAUCAAUUAUUUUUGUUACAUGGACGAAAUGUUAUUGUAAAGUUGCUCACAUUUCUCGGUGGUGUUGCAUCAGUCACAUUUGUGUCUUAAAGCUUUAAUGUUUUUUUUAUGCCUCCGUAAAUAUAUGUCAUCUGACAUAUAUCUUUGUGUCAGUCAAUCUCCAUUGAAAAAUAAGCUUUAUUGCCAACUUCACACCAGUAAUAUAUCUAUAAAGAUUUACCGAUUGAUGCGGUAAAGAGCAUUUCACUACGUUUAUAACUUUGUUAGGGUGCAUGCGUUGACCGUGAAUGCAUUUGACGGAUGAUACGCAAUAUGAACAAAGUAUGGAUGUGGAUUUUUCAGAUAUAUCUGAGUAUGUCCGUACGUUAUUUUACUUACACUUAAUAAGCUUGGUUCAUGCUGAUGCCAGUAUUGUCAAAGUUCACUAUUUUAUUUCACGAUUAUUCAAUGAAUUACCAAUUUAGUUCUGUAUGACAGAAAACCUGGCUCUUGUUUCACCAGGCAGACAAUUGUCGUCUUACAUUGACAAUUCGCCGUAUAUUGCGUCCAAUAAGUAAACAUUGACGUUAUGGAGUAUAGAAGUAAAGGAGAGCUAUCUUUUAUGGUAAAACGUUUUAAAAGUGUCCAGCAGUCAGCUGAAAUAAUAGUUCGAAAUCUCCACGGUGGCGCUAGGGUAGCACCCGGACCUAACAUGAAUUUAGACCUUAUUGACUAAGACUCCGGCACGAGAAAGUUAAGAAAAGUCGUUAGGAAUUGCAUUAAAAGCAAAUGAUUGUAUUUGCCAUGUUCAUUUUAAAGAAGAAAAUAUAAAAUAUGUACGAAAAGUUAACUAUUAAAGGAGAGCUCAAAUAUAUUCCUAUACAAAGAAAAACGCUUAAGGAAGAAGCUGUGCCCGCGAUUGAGCAUCAGUUUAUUCCCAUUCCCGAACAUGAACUCCAAGCCAAUACUAUUCACGUAGAGGAAUCUUUCGAACCAUACCCCAAAUCAACCUAAGGACGAGCAGCAACAACAAAUCAAUGCCGAGCAACAGGAAUUAUCAGAAGAUCAAAAUGAUUCUAAUAAUUUAAUAGAUUAUGAAAUGAUACAACAGGACUUUGUGGAACCAUUGUUGAGUCAAUAUCAGGAUACCGAUGUAACAAUAAAUCCAAUAGAGAAUUUUAAAAGUAAGUUUCGGGCAUUUUCGUUGUGCCGCCUUUUUGGCUACAUGCAGAAAAUCCAAAUGGGCUGGAAUUUAUGCGAAUGGAUCCAACAACUCAGCAGAUUAAACAUCAUAAUUAUACGUUUAACGAUGAUCUAACUAUCACUGCCUUGGCCUGGCUCUUAGCCUUGUAAGAGACCGUCAAAAAUUGGUUCGCGAUGCCCAGUGGCGCCGCCUAUUUACGAGGGACACUUUUUAAUACAUGAAGAUUGAUUUCCUUACUUUACCUCCUAUAAUUGACGUUAGGGGUCAUCCAUUAAUUACAUCACA